Molecule: messenger RNA, 1752 nt
Organism: Durusdinium trenchii
Lineage: Eukaryota; Dinophyceae; Suessiales; Symbiodiniaceae
Source: the annotation of a GenBank genome assembly
AUGUCAGACGAGGAGUUCCCCAUGACUGGUGGCAUGGGCGACAUGGGUGAUGACAGUGACAUGGACAUGCCAAGCGGCCUUCCAGAGGGCGUGGAGAAGGAAAUCAUCACGGAUGCCCCAGCUGGCAACUACAAGCAGCCCAAAUCGGGCGAUGAGGUCACAGUGCACUACGUGGGCACUUUGGCCUCUGAUGGCUCCCAGUUUGACAGCUCCCGAUCUCGGGAGAAGCCCUUCAACUUCACCUUGGGGAAGGGUCAAGUGAUCAAGGGCUGGGACUUGGGCGUGGCCACCAUGAAGAAGGGGGAAGUCGCCAAGUUCACCCUCUCCCCGGACCGGCGGAGAGACUACGCCUAUGGCGCCAGCGGGUCCCCCCCUGCGAUCCCGGAGAAUGCCACGCUGGUCUUCGAAGUGGAGCUCAUCGACUGGGUCUCCAAGGACGACCUUUUUGGAGAUGGAGGGGUGAUCCAACUCCAGGUGGCAGAGGGCAGUGGCUGGAAGUCGCCAAAAGAGGACAGUGAGGUGAGACUUUCUUUGAAGGCUUUGAACAUGGAUGGCAGUCUCAUUGAAGACAAAGGCUCCAUGGAGUAUGUCAUGGGCUCCGAGAUCUUGGGGAUCUGGGGCAAGACAGUGGAGAAGGCCCUGUUGAAGAUGAAGAAGGGUGAAGAGAGCAAGCUCACCUGCAACAACUCAACCUAUGCAGGCGACAGCCAUCCUGAUGGCCUUGUGCUGGAGCUGAAGUUGGAAGAGGUUUUUGAGGUGACGGAUGUCUCCCCAGCCAAGGACAAGUCCAUGAUGAAGAAGCAAAUCAAGGAAGGCGAGGGCUAUGAAAAGCCCAACGACGCGGCCAAGGUGGUGCUGAACGUCGAGAGCGCCCAGACCGCCGGGGACCUCGCCGGCUUUGCGGCCAAGACCUUGGAGUUCACCUGUGGUGAAGGCCACGUGUGCGAUGCCUUGGAGUUUGCCGUGAGCGCCAUGAAGAAGGGCGAGAGGGCGGUCUUGACGGUCGCCGGCUGUGAAGAACCUCAGUUGGGGCUCAAGAGCUCGGAGAAGGUGAUCUUGACUUUGGAGCUCACAAGCUUCGAGAAGGCCAAGGACACCUGGGAUAUGUCUGAGGAGGAGAAGGUGGAGUAUGGUGCAGCGCGCAAGGACGUGGGCGCCAAUCUCUUCAAGGCGGCACGCUACCAGUUGGCCAUGGAGCGAUACAAGAAGGUGGCAGAUCUCUUCAGCUGCCCGAAGUGCGAACCUGUGCGAGAAGCGAAGUGCGAGUUCCCGUUGAUUUCGAAGGCCUGCACACUGAACAAGGCUGCCUGCCAGUUGAAGCUGGAGCUUUAUAGUGAUGCAAAGGCCUCCUGCAGCACCGUGCUGAAGGACAGCGCCAACAACGUGAAGGCACUCUUCAGAAGGGCCCAGGCGGAGUUUGGCUUGAAGAACUACUUGGAUUGCGUUAAGGAUGUGAAGAAGAUCCUGGAACUUGAGCCCAACAACCGGGAGGCUCGGGCAUUGGCGAAGAAUGCUCAGGCGGGGCAGAAGGAGGAGGACAAGAAGUCCAAAGGCCUCUUUGGAAAGAUGUGCAAGGCUCUUGGCAAGGGGCCCAUCCCAGAGCCCUACAAGGAUGGUCGAGACACAGGGUUUGGGAGAAAAACCAUAGCGACCAUUGGGUCAUCAUUGGUCGCAUUUUGGCAUGUGUCCAUGAGCAUUGGUCGAAGAAGGACAGUUUCCCCAAGGGUACCCAGCAUGUCCCAGGUAGCUUAG